AUGGCUCCCCCUCCUCCGGCAAGCUUGCCUCUGCCUCAGCGGCUGGCAGCACUGGCUCAGACUCUGCAAUUUGCCUGGUUUGUUGGCCACUUUGUCUUGAUCGCUGCGACCGUCAAGUACUCGCUAUCAUGGAUCGCCAUGAAAGGCUACCGUUCUAAUAUCGCCUACCGCUUCAUCUUUCUGUCGGCUGCGGUGACUUACGGCAUUGUUGUAUACAAGACUUUGCGCGCACGUGCCAAGCAACGAGCCCCCCAGAUCAGCCCUCUUGCGCUGGCUGCGGAUGAGAACGUUCAGUAUUUGGUACUGGCGCUCAUCUGGCUUUUCUCCCCGAGGUAUAUCCUGGCAACCCUACCUUACGGCAUCUACUCUUUCUUCCAUGUGGCCACCUAUAUGCGUGCGAACCUCAUCCCGGUCGUCUUCCCACCCAAGCCUGCCGCUGCCGACUCGGCUGAUGGGAAGCCCGCCGCGCACCCGAUCGCCGAUAUGAUCGGCCGUUUCGUCAAGGAAUACUAUGAUGCCUCGAUGUCUGUCGUGGCGUCUCUCGAGAUCCUCCUCUGGGGCUCUGUGUUCCUUUCGGCCCUCCUCUUCCAGCGCAGGUCCUGGAUUCUCCUGCCGCUCUACACGGCCUUCUUGCGCGCACGCUACUCCCAGAGCAUUCAUGUGCAGAACUCGUUCGCCAAGCUCGAGGCAAACGUGGAGAACCUUCUCGGAAACCAGGGGACACCCCCGGCUGCGCGCCAGGCUUGGCAGGCAAUCAAGAACGGUGGAAGGCAAUUCUACCUCGCCACCGACAUCAACCGUUACAUUGGUGGCGCUGCUGCUCCCCCCAAGAAGACAUCGUAA
Pyricularia pennisetigena is the source of this 843-nucleotide messenger RNA. RefSeq lists its product as uncharacterized. Gene Ontology annotation, cellular component: membrane; endoplasmic reticulum. NCBI's taxonomy places the organism in Eukaryota, Fungi, Ascomycota, Sordariomycetes, Magnaporthales, Pyriculariaceae. The transcript has 4 exons. Gene Ontology annotation, biological process: endoplasmic reticulum tubular network organization; membrane organization. Bases 1 to 843 code for a protein of 280 amino acids. The record is from RefSeq and is a predicted model, not a curated record.